This is a messenger RNA of Momordica charantia (bitter melon), 2918 nucleotides long. RefSeq names its product GDA1/CD39 nucleoside phosphatase family protein. The record is from RefSeq and is a predicted model, not a curated record. Gene Ontology annotation, cellular component: membrane. NCBI's taxonomy places the organism in Eukaryota, Viridiplantae, Streptophyta, Magnoliopsida, Cucurbitales, Cucurbitaceae. Gene Ontology annotation, molecular function: nucleoside diphosphate phosphatase activity. Gene Ontology annotation, biological process: nucleoside diphosphate catabolic process.
GGGUUUGGUUCGGUUGGACUUGUUGGCAGAGUAGCUUCUCGCUGAAGUUGGAUCUGAAUCUGAUCAUCCGAUGAGAUUGAGACCAGAAAACGGCGAACAACGAGGACAAACACAAACCAUUAUUUCUCGAUUCAACCAACCAUCGCCAUUUGAUCUUUUCUUUUUUCGCUAAUCCCCCAAAGGAACUACACUUUCAAAUCCAUUGUCUCCGCGCUGUGGUUCUCCCCCACUUUGGAGAUCACUCUGAUCUACCACUACGCAAUUCAGUCGAGAUCACGAUGGAUUUCGGGCCACUUCUCGGGAAAUUUUGAACUCCUGUGCCGAAUCACAAAAAUGGUGUUUGCUGGAUUUAGGGAUUUCUUUUCUUCCGCAGCCACUCGUUUGUCCGGCCGCCAGUCUUCCGCCGAUGCGUAUAAUUCAUCGUCGCCGCCGCUGAUCGCCUCUCCUCCUCCUCAGGUUGCUGGAUUUUCUUCCAGUCCUGCGCUCAAGAACAAUCUAAGGCUUUCUUCAUCGCUUCAAGAUCUCUCUACUUACCGUAGACUUGAUCUCGAAGAGGGUAAUCGCGGCCUUGGGAAUGCAACUCCUGAUUUCAGGCCGCUCCAGCGAGAGAAUGCCGGCGCUAGUUUUUCAAAGGAGAAGACAUUGCCCGGAGGCUCCUCCUGGUGGCCGAGCCGGAAGUGGGUGCGGACAAUUGUUCUUUUCCUGUGUCUAUUGCUCUUUUGCUUUCUAAUUUAUACGGUUUCUGUGUAUAUUUAUUCAUAUUGGUCUCAAGGAACAUCCAAAUUCUAUGUGGUGCUUGACUGUGGAAGUACUGGAACUCGAGCCUAUGUAUAUCAAGCUAAUGUUAAUUAUAAGACAAAUGGAGCCCUCCCCAUUGCUGUACGUUCAUACACAGGACAGAAGAAGAAAUUGAAGUCUCAGAGUGGACGGGCUUAUGAUCGAAUGGAAACAGAACCUGGGCUUGAUAAGUUGGUUCGAAAUAUAUCCGGGUUGAGGAAAGCUAUAAAACCUCUGCUUCAGUGGGCUGAGAAGCAAAUUCCAAAGCGUGCCCAUGAAAGCACAUCUCUUUUCCUUUAUGCAACUGCUGGAGUUAGAAAACUGCCACCCGCAGAUUCGAAAUGGCUUCUGGACAAUGCUUGGUCUAUAUUGAAGAGUUCGCCCUUCCUUUGCCAGAGAGAGUGGGUUAAAACCAUCACAGGGACAGAGGAGGCUUACUAUGGCUGGAUAGCCCUUAACUAUCAAAAACAGCUGUUGGGGGCUACACCGAGGGAACCGACAUAUGGGGCACUCGACUUGGGGGGCUCUUCUUUGCAAGUUACUUUUGAAAGCAAGGUACAAAAUGAGUCUAGUUUGAACAUUAGAAUUGGCAAUGUUGACUAUCAUCUUAAUGCUUAUUCUCUUACUGGCUAUGGUUUGAAUGAUGCAUUUGGGAAGUCUGUUGUCCACCUAUUGAGAAGGAUCCAAGAACAUAAGAAGUUAGACCUGUCUAAUGGAAAAUUUGUACUUAAACACCCUUGCCUGCAUUCUGGGUACAAUGAGCGAUAUACCUGUAAUCAGUGUGGUAAAUUUUUGGGUAUGGGGGGAAAUUCUGGAAUUUCUCUACGGCUGACUGGCGCUCCGAAUUGGGAUGAAUGCUCUGCACUUGGUAAAGUUGCUGUAAAUUUUUCUGAGUGGUCAAAUACAAGUGUUGGAUUUGAUUGUGAUGUGCAGCCUUGUGCCAUAACUGAUAACUACCCUCCACCGUAUGGAAACUUCUAUGCCAUUUCUGGUUUCUUUGUGGUAUUUCGAUUUUUCAAUCUGACUGCAGAGGCUACACUUGAUGAUGUAUUAGAAAGGGGUCAAAAAUUCUGUGAGAAAUCUUGGAAAGUUGCAGAGGCUAGUGUUCCUCCACAGCCAUUUAUUGAGCAAUACUGCUUUAGGGCACCAUACGUAGUCUCGCUCCUGAGAGAGGGGUUGCAUAUUACUGAUAAACAAAUUAUUAUUGGUUCUGGGAGUACAACUUGGACAUUUGGGGUUUCACUGUUGGAGGCAGGGAAGGCAUUUACAGUUGCAACCAGGCUCGAGCUCCGGGGUUAUGGAAUUCUUAAAAUGAAGCUUGAUCCUCUGAUUCUUAUCGUCAUCUUGUUCACAUCAUUGUUUUUUCUGCUUUUUGCGUUAUCCUGUGUAGGCAGUGCAGUACCUAGAUUUUUCCGGAGGUCAUAUCUCCCUCUUUUCAGGCAUAACAGUGUCGCCACCACAUCUGUUUUAAACAUCUCAUCUCCUUUUCGGUUACAGCGGUGGAGUCCAAUGAGUUCUGGGGAUGGAAGAGUCAAGAUGCCACUGAGCCCAACAGUUAAAGGUUCUCAAGCGAGACCCUUUGGCUUAGGACAGGGCUUUGGCAGCAGCAGUGGCAUCCAACUUAUGGAAUCGUCCUUGCACCGGUCGACCAGCGGGGUUUCACAUAGUUAUUCUUCAAACAGCCUCGGCCAAAUGCAAUUGGACAGUGGCAGCAUCGGUUCCUUCUGGACCCCAAACCGGAGUCAGAUGCGACUUCAAAGUAGACGAUCUCAAUCUCGAGAGGACCUCUCUUCCUCGCUGGUUGAAACACACAUGGUGAAGGUUUAGAAGAAGCAGACUUUAAAGUAUAGAUUAUCACAAUCUCGAUCGUAGCGGAGCCGACCUUUCCUCCUCAGUUGGGUGACGAAACACACAUAUGGUGGGAGGUUUAGAAGAAGCAGAGUUCAGAAAUUUUGGUAGAUUCACUAAUUUGACCCCUCAUUACUUUCUGACUUUUGAAUAGAAAAUAUAUGGAGGCUUGCUUAGAGUUGUUCAUGAAUUCAAUUUAGGAAUUCUUUCUGUAUCUGAAGAAUCCAUUUUACAUGAGAAGUAGAUAUGCAUAUAUAGUUUCUCCCUCUCUCCCUCUGCCUUCCCUAUUAUAC